AUGGAACCCGUCACCCAAGACGCCGCCCCUCUUUCCGUCGCCAUCGUCGGUGGGGGCAUCGUGGGCUUCAUCCUCGCAGCUGGGCUUCACAAGCGCAACAUCAAAGUCCAGAUUUACGAGCAGUCCCGCGGUCCGCGUGAGAUCGGGGCUGGUGUGGCAUUCACAGGCGCCGCCCAAAAGUGCAUGCGGAUGAUGGACCCCGCCAUUCUCGAGGCCCUGUAUGGCAGCGGCUCGAUGCCACUCAGUGACUGCGGCGGCCAUGACUUCUUGCGCUGGCUCGACGGUUACACGCAGCCUAACAAAGACGAGCCAUACUACGAGAUUCCUCUCUGCGCGCUUGAUGCAGGCCCGAGGGGAUUCGAGGGCGUCAGGAGAGACAUGCUUCUCGAGUCUCUCGUCAAGCUUCUGCCUUCUGAAGCUGUUUCCUGGAAGAAACGCCUCGUCGCCAUCGAGGAAGCGGAACCAGGAGCCAAACUCACGCUCAAAUUUGCGGACGGCCACGUGGCCCACGCUGAUGCAGUCAUCGGCUGCGAUGGGAUCAAAUCACGGGUCCGCGAACUGAUACUGGGAGAGGGAAACCCCGCCUCCUAUCCGCACUUUGCGCACAAAGUAGCGUACCGCUGCCUCUUGCCCUAUGACGCCUGUCACAAGAUCCUCGGCGACUGGAAAGGGCGUAACUUCCACAUGCACAUCGGCCCCAACGCGCACAUCAUCCACUACCCCGUCGCCAACCAGACGCUGAUGAACUUUGUGGCUUUCGUCAGCGACGACAGCGAGUGGUCGGACUGGCAGCAGAUGGUGGGCACAGGCUCGCGCAAGGAUGUCGAAAAGGCGUUCACCGGCUGGAACCAGACCGUUAGCGACCUUGUGGCUCUGCUGCCGGACGACAUGAUCAAGUGGGCGUUGUUCGAUUCCUGGGACUAUCCCGCGCCUUACUACAACAAGGGCAGGAUAGUCUUGGCUGGCGAUGCCGCGCACGCGAGCAGCCCCCACCACGGCACCGGGGCAAGCUGCGGCAUUGAGGAUGCUCUGUCCCUGAGUGUCCUUCUCGACCAAGUCGCCAAGACGGUGGCAAGAGACGGCGUAUCGGCAAGGCACGAGGCGCUGGAGACGGCGUUUGAUGUGUUCGACAAGACUAGACGCACCAGAACACAGUGGUUGGUCAACAGCAGCCGCAGGGUCAUUGAUCUUUUCCACCAGGAGGAUUGGGCGGUCCCCGAGAAGCGUGUCAAAGCCGAGACGUGCUUUGAGGAGCUGAAAGAUCGGUCGUUCAAGCUAUGGCACUUUGACCCGGAGAACAUGGUCAAGACGACCAUCGAGGAAUACACCAAGCGCGUAGGAGCCACUAAGUAG
This is a messenger RNA of Colletotrichum destructivum, 1353 nucleotides long. RefSeq names its product Putative FAD-binding domain, FAD/NAD(P)-binding domain superfamily. The record is from RefSeq and is a predicted model, not a curated record. Gene Ontology annotation, molecular function: FAD binding. Gene Ontology annotation, biological process: secondary metabolite biosynthetic process. The transcript has 2 exons. Lineage: Eukaryota; Fungi; Ascomycota; Sordariomycetes; Glomerellales; Glomerellaceae. Bases 1 to 1353 code for a protein of 450 amino acids.